UAAGGUAUUAGGAGAUAUUAGGAGCAUAUGGACGACCGCCUAGAAACGUAAAAGAUUUCCCUAAUUUCUGUUUUGGUGAAAGAAAAGCUUUCCUGAAAAUAUAGUAAGAUGGAAGUCAGAUAAUAAACGAAUAUUAAAUAAGGUGGCUGAUUUAAAUCGAGAAGUUAUCCGGGCUCCACAUUUCUCUUCUUUCCAUUUUCAUCACUUUUCAGAUUCUCUCCGUUCGAACCCACUCCAAUCGCUCUCUGUUUCAGAAACUCCUUAUUUUUUUAGCUUUUUUAUGUUUUCGUUUUCAUGUCAGAAAUUCGAUUUCGAUAUUCAGUUUGCCUCACAGAGAAUUUCGAUUCAGAUAUUGUGAUUUAGAAGAAACUCAAAUGCUCGGAUCUGCUGGUUGGCAUUAUGUUUCUGAAACUGGCACCUGUUUGAAGGAAAAAGAUGCACGAGUUUUUUGGGUCAUGUGACCACCUUUUCAAGGAAGUCAUAGUAAAGAAAGUUUGUGGACCUAUCUUUUGUCAUCCAAAAGUUUAUUCUAUAUUCAAAAUUUCCAUUAUGAGCUGAGAAGCAGCAAUAUGUUUUUAUUUUUCAAUUCAAUAAGGAGAUGGAGGAUGCACGAGAAGAUGCAGGGCCACCUGAAACGGGUCCUUCCAGUGCUACUUGGUGGCCCUCAGGUUUUAUUGAAAAUUUCCAGUCUGUUUCCCUGGUAUCUCAAGAAAAUACUUUGCAUGGUAAGGAAUUGAAGAGCAAUUGUAAAGAAGAUGAGUUGUCAUCUCAGACAGCUUCACAAAUCCUCUGGGCUACUGGAAUGCUUUGUGGAUUGAUUCCUAAUGGUUUCUAUUCUGUCAUUCCGGACAAGAAGCUCAAGGAGCAUUUUCAUAGUAUUCCUUCUCCCGAUGAACUUUAUGCUAUAGGUAUGGAGGGUCCUAGAGCUGAUAUUAUACUUGUAGAUGCAGAGAAGGAUAAGAAACUUUCCAUGCUGAAGCAACCGAUUGCGGCUUUGGCGAGAGGAUUGAAUUCAAAUCCAGCUGCAAUGAUAAAAAAGAUUGCUGGAUGGGUUUCUGAUUUUUAUAAGCGACCAAGUUCAGAACUAAGUCCAGCUAAAGCAGCAUUGGAGGAAAUGUCUCAUGUGUCAGAUAAUCGAGGUGUCCAGCUGUUGGGGCAAAUAAAACAUGGUUCGUGCCGACCCCGAGCAAUCCUAUUUAAAGUUCUUGCAGAUACUGUUGGACUUGAGAGUAGGCUUAUGGUGGGUCUACCAAGUGAUGGAGCUGUUGAACCUGCUGACUCAUAUAAGCAUAUGUCUGUGAUAGUCGUUUUGAAUUCUGUGGAACUACUUGUUGAUCUUAUGCGGUUCCCAGGACAACUAAUUCCAUGUUCGACCAAGGCAAUUUGGUUGUCUCACAUUUCCACAGCAGGGGAGAGUGAUUCAGCAGAAAAUGACUCAUGCGACUCACCCCUUGAACCAAACAGUCCUCUUUAUGGUUUUUCAGAUAGGGUGGAUGCGGAAGGUUUAUCACAUAGUGAACCCAACAUUGCAAAUACGUUUUGGCGACGCAGUCGGAAGAAAGUCAUUGCUGAACAACGAACAGCUAGUUCAAGUCCGGAGCAUCCCUUAUUUCGGGCACGUGGGCGGUCCAUGCUAAGUGGUGACAAACAAUCAUUAAGAGAAUAUUCAGAUCAUAUGGCUCCAUCAAGGUCAGAAGGAGCAUCAACGUCUGAGACUCGUAGAAUAAGAAGAAGAAGUAUGAGCAUUACUCCAGAAAUUGGUGAUGAUAUCGUAAGGGCUGUGCGAGCUCUGAAUGAGACACUGAAGCAAAACCGACUGUUAAAAGAACAAGCUGAUGAUGGAUUGGUUACAAAUGACCAAAGCAAUUGUUCAGAUCCUCAACAAAAUGUAUGCUUUUCUAUUUCGUCUGCUCAAAGGAUUGCAGUUCUUAAUUGCCCAUUUGGCAUUACUCUGUUAUUGUUGUCAUCAAAGUUGCAUGAGGGCUUACUACUCUAAAAGUUUGUUGCUAUUCUUAGACCAACUGAUGUUGUCGUUGC
Molecule: messenger RNA, 2037 nt
Organism: Macadamia integrifolia
Lineage: Eukaryota; Viridiplantae; Streptophyta; Magnoliopsida; Proteales; Proteaceae
Product: probable serine/threonine-protein kinase SIS8
Exons: 10
Coding region: 599-1996 (465 amino acids)
Source: RefSeq, a predicted model, not a curated record